UUUUAUCUGUCGUAGUCUCAGCACUGUAGUAGCGGCAAGCCGAUUUGAUAAAUGCUUAUCGGUCAGUCCAGGCAAUUCGAAUAUUGUGGAAUAAAUUUCGCAUGAAAUGGAGGAAUUAGAACGCAUUUAUCUGUUUUAAACUGUUAGCAACAGUUCUGUGUUUCUAGUUAAAUUAAAAAUAGGAAAAUGUUAUCAAGGACUGGUAUAUUUGACAAAUAAAAUAGGAAAUUUAAAAGGAUUAUUCUUCACUCACAGACACAAUUUAUAAACGCUAAAUUGCCUUUUGUGCGAUUUAUCUUGACAAGGCAAUUCGAUUGAGGAUGAGGCUAUCACAAGUUCUGGUGUUACUCGUGAUGAUUCAUUAUUCUUCUUGUGCUGUCGGGACAAAUAUAACAGGUCGAUGUAAAGGAAAGAUGGGGAUUUAUGAGAAAGACUAUUUCAACAGAAACGCAUGUGCCUGGUGCUACUUUUACUUGUUUCGGCGGAACAAUUUUAUACCACUUUAUGGAGAUUAUUUAACAGUGAUGACUAAUGGUUCAAAAUAUCCAAUAGGUACACAAUUGAUUGCCAAUCCGCAUAACAGUACAUUACGACGUCAAGUGUGUUCAACUUUAGAUGGGGACGAGUGCGACAUAUGGACGAUUUGUUGUAACGACGCCCGUGCAUGUUGUGAAAGACAAUUAGCUGAAGGUUACCGAUCAGUUAACACUUCUUGCCCUUUAGUGUGGGAUGGUUACGCGUGCUGGGAUGGGGGAACUCCUGGCAAAAACAGUUAUUUGAGCUGUCCGACCUAUCUUCCGUAUUCUAUUCCUACAAAAAUGGCUGUAAAACACUGUCGUGAAAACGGUACAUGGUUUACAAAAGAUGGACGUGAAUGGACGGAUUAUACUUCUUGUCUUAUGUACAAGGAGAUACGUGUCACUAUUUACAUAUCAGUUGGCUGUCAGGUUGCAAGUUUACUACUAUUGGUCCCAUCUGUCAUCAUAUUCCUCUUAUAUAAGAAUCUAAGACGGCAACACAGAAUCCGAAUUCAUAUCAACUUUUUUAUUUCAUUCAUCAUAUGUAACACACUUGGGCUUAUGUGGAAUCUCUUUGUAACAUACGACAAAAUUACCAACCGCCAUAUGAAAGACACACUGAUGCAUAGGAAUACAGCCACUUGCAAAUUGUUGUCUUUCUUGAAGCUGUAUUUUGCAAGCACAAACUAUUCGUGGAUGUUUUGUGAAGGGUUUUAUCUUUAUCGACUGAUAGCAAAUGCUUUCUCUCCUCCAAAAAAACUUCUGUUUAUAUAUUUAGCAGGUUGGGGUAUUCCGUUACUAUUUUGCGGAGCAUACGCAGUAAUUAGAGUAGUGUCCGCAAAUGAAAGUUGCUGGGCUAUCAGUAUUGGGGACAAGGAAUAUAUCAUAUACGCACCAAACUUGGCUUGCCUUACAAUCAACAUUUUCUUCUUGUGUAGUAUUCUUCGAAUUUUGUUAACACAACUUCAGGCACACCCAAAUGAACCGAGUAAUUUCCGUCGUGCCUUGAAAGCAACAUUUGUUCUUAUUCCACUUUUUGGUGUUCAACUGGCCAUUACUAUAUACAGAAAGGAGCCUCUCAAUCAAGUGGCUGUACAUUACGAGAGAUUUACAGAAAUAGUUAUAAACUCACAGGGACUUAUUGUUGCACUGAUAUUCUGUUUUUUCAAUGGAGAGGUUGCAACACAAAUCAUGAGAUCCAUUAGACGCUACCAUAUGGAAAGACAUUCUAGUUCAAAACGGUUGAAUGCCACAUUGAGUCUUCACUUUAAUAACUCAGUUGGACAAAGAACAGAAAUUACUAAUUCUAGGAAAGAUAGUUUAGAACCUUGUUUAAGUGAUGGGCUAAGUCCUUCAACGCCCCAUUCCCGUGAAUCCCAGCCACUGUAAACGUCUGCAGUUAAUACGUCUAUCAGAAUGUUUAAAUCGAAAUUCUUGUACUCUGUAUUUCAAACGUUUUUUAAAGAUAUAUUGCCCCUACGUUUUCAAAUUGUCUUAAUGAGGUAUUAUUAAACGUGUGUGCGUCAGAUACUGUUAUAGUUUUCUUUCCGUAAUCAACAAAAUUAUCUACAAUGUUGGUGCUAUUAUCUUGCAUUAAUUCCCUACCCCGAAAGUACCAA
Molecule: messenger RNA, 2137 nt
Organism: Ruditapes philippinarum (Manila clam)
Lineage: Eukaryota; Metazoa; Mollusca; Bivalvia; Venerida; Veneridae
Product: calcitonin gene-related peptide type 1 receptor-like
Exons: 13
Coding region: 321-1907 (528 amino acids)
Biological process (GO): cell surface receptor signaling pathway; adenylate cyclase-modulating G protein-coupled receptor signaling pathway
Cellular component (GO): plasma membrane
Molecular function (GO): G protein-coupled peptide receptor activity
Source: RefSeq, a predicted model, not a curated record